UAUUUUGCAAUUGAACUUGCGGUCACGCUGAACUAAAUCGUAUAAAGUGCUAAAUUUUUUUUGCAACUAGGAUAAGAAAUUAAUUAAUGCACGUAUUUAAUGUGCAGAAGGAGACAACGUCAACGUGAAGUCACCACAAAUUUCCCGCUACUACAACUGCUUCAGAGGCUUGGCCCGUCUACGAGAUGUUGACGCACAAAACUUGCCAGGCACGGAAAAAAAUGCAGGUCUCCUUUGUGAUACGAGACGCAGAGGAGAAACAGCAUAGGAAUGGUGUCAAUGCUCUACAGCUGGAUGCCAACAAUGGCAAGUUGUAUUCAGCGGGUCGAGAUGCCAUCAUUCGCGUAUGGAACACACGGACAGAGUCCAAUGAGAAAUAUAUUCAGUCCAUGGAGCAUCACAACGAUUGGGUCAAUGACAUUGUGCUCUGCUGCAACGGUCGAAAUUUGAUCAGCGCCAGCUGCGAUACUACCGUCAAGGUGUGGAAUGCCCACAAGGGAUUCUGUAUGUCCACACUACGUACUCACCGAGAUUAUGUACAGGCGCUGGCCUACGCCAAGGAUCGCGAACAGGUGGCUAGUGCCGGUCUAGACAAAGCAAUAUUUCUGUGGGACGUGAAUACGCUCACUGCGUUGACUGCCAGCAACAACACCGUGACGACCUCUAGUCUAACAGGCUCGAAGGACUCCAUCUAUAGCCUGGCCAUGAAUCCCUCCGGUACUGUUAUUGUGAGUGGCUCGACAGAGAACAUAUUGCGUAUAUGGGAUCCCCGCACCUGCAUGCGUAGCAUGAAACUUCGCGGUCAUACGGAAAACGUACGCUGCCUGGUUGUUUCGCCCGACGGCAAUCAAGUGGUCUCCGGUAGCUCGGAUGGCACGAUUAAGGUGUGGAAUCUGGGCCAACAGCGUUGCAUACAGACUAUACAUGUACACAAGGAGGGCGUGUGGUCGCUGCUGAUGAGUGAGAACUUUCAGUAUAUAAUAUCAGGCAGUAGGGAUCGCAACAUUAUCGUAACGGAAAUGCGCAAUCCCAGCAACAAGAUGCUUGUGUGCGAGGAGAAGGCGCCAGUGCUCAGUUUGGGCUACAACAUUGACAAAACCGGUGUCUGGGCAACCACAUGGAAUUCAGAUAUUCGCUGCUGGAAGCUGCCCAUGUAUGACAGAUGUACGCUCAGCUCUGGCGGCAUGGAUGCCCAAUGGACGCAGGGUGGCACGGAAUUGGCUUGCAUUAAAGGUGGAGCUGCCAUUAAAGAGUGCACUGUACUGAACGAUAAGCGAUAUAUUAUCACAAAGGACUCACAGGAUCAGGUGGUGGUAUAUGAUGUGCUGCGCGUGGUCAAGAAAGAAGAUCUGGGCCCAGUCGACUAUGAGGAGGAGAUUAAGAAGCGCAACAAACAAGUCUACAUUCCAAAUUGGUUUACAGUCGAUCUAAAAACAGGCAUGCCAACGAUAGUUUUGGGUCAAGAGGAAGUUGAUUGUUUCUCGGCCUGGGUAUCCAUAGAGGCCGGCCUUCCAGAGUGUGAUGAACCGACAACUGAGAUGAAGAUUAACUAUGGAAAAUUGCUGCUUGAGGCAUUACUCGAGUAUUGGACGCCACCGCACAGUAUACCACCGAAUGAAAUGGAGCCUGACGUGCGUGGCAACGGCUACUUUCAAGUGCCAAAGCACACUCCAGUCAUAUUUAGUGAGGUCGGCGGUCGUACUGUGUGUCGACUGUUGGUACGCGAUGCUGCCGGCGACAGUGAAAGUACUUUGCUUCACGAGACAGCACCGCAAUGGGUGACGGACGUUGUGAUCGAGAGGAAUAUACCCAAAUUCCUUAAAAUACCUUUCUUCCUGCAGCCACAUCCACAGAUGACCAAGCCGGAGCGUACUAAAAAGGAUCGUCUGGUGGCCAAUGAGUUUAUUCAGUGCCGUAAGGUUUGUGAGCAUGUCCUUGAAAAAGUGCUUAACGCAGAGACAACUCCCAGCGGCGGCAAUGCAAAUAAUUCAUUACAAAAUAGUCAAAGCGAUGCCAAUUCGGAGGGAUCUCAGCUGCCAGCGGAGGAGCGCAUUGAGUUGUGGUGCAACGAUGUGGUUGUUGAUCCCAACAUGGAUCUUCGUACAGUUCGCCAUUUUAUAUGGAAGCAAUCGACUGAUUUAACAUUUCAAUAUAAAACAAAGCAAAACUUUAAUUUCGAUGGUUCAAUCGGUGAUAGUUUGGAGCGCGUUACUCGCAAAUAUUAAUCGCGCUAUCACCAGCUACCAGAGUAUUGUGCUUUACCUAUGGCGUUGCUUUCUCCCCCAAGACGCAUGUGAUCUUUCGUUAUUAUAUGAGCUAUACACAUUGAUCAACCAUUUGUGUUUAUUGUAUGUAUGUUUCGCAAGAUAUGUAUUUGUAUUUGUUUGUCCUUUGAACUAACUAUCAAGUUCUUUCAUUUUAUUUGCUCAAACACCUAUGUUUAGAAUACAAGUAAUAGAAUGGUUUGUUUUAUACAUAUAUUUUUUUGGUAGGAUAUAGCGAGUUCAUAUUUGAGAAUUAAAUAAUGAGGUUUGCAACAGUA
Drosophila nasuta is the source of this 2542-nucleotide messenger RNA. RefSeq names its product WD repeat-containing protein 48 homolog. Bases 186 to 2225 code for a protein of 679 amino acids. Gene Ontology annotation, molecular function: ubiquitin binding. Gene Ontology annotation, biological process: double-strand break repair via homologous recombination. The transcript is spliced from 9 exons. The record is from RefSeq and is a predicted model, not a curated record. Lineage: Eukaryota; Metazoa; Arthropoda; Insecta; Diptera; Drosophilidae.